This is a messenger RNA of Copidosoma floridanum, 2347 nucleotides long. RefSeq names its product exosome complex exonuclease RRP44-like protein Dis3 (gene Dis3). NCBI's taxonomy places the organism in Eukaryota, Metazoa, Arthropoda, Insecta, Hymenoptera, Encyrtidae. Gene Ontology annotation, cellular component: nuclear exosome (RNase complex); cytoplasmic exosome (RNase complex). Gene Ontology annotation, biological process: nuclear mRNA surveillance of mRNA 3'-end processing; rRNA catabolic process. The record is from RefSeq and is a predicted model, not a curated record. Gene Ontology annotation, molecular function: endonuclease activity; 3'-5'-RNA exonuclease activity; RNA binding.
GUGUAAACAAUCCUUUUUUUAUAAUAAAUAAAUAGUCCGUUUAAAUUGUAAAUGUCGUGUUAAUGAUUAGUGAAAAUACGAGAAAGUGCAAAAAUGUUGGCUUCUAAGACUUUUUAUCGAAAAACCAAGGGUGGUCACAUUUACAAAGUUGUCAGAGAACACUACCUGAGAGAUGAUAUCUGGUGUGGCUCAGAAGCUUGUGAAAAAUGUGGGCGUAGAAAGAAAGAAAUUUUACUUGACGAGGAAAAUCCUGGAGUGAAAAGCACUCUAUACCCACAUCCGUACUAUUUAAUUUUCGAUACAAAUAUUGUAUUGAAUCAGAUAAAUAUUUUAGAAGAAGAUAUUUUAUGCAAUGUUAUUAUUCCGCAAACUGUGCUCGAAGAAGUGCGUCACAGAAGUUCUAAUGUUUACAAAAAGCUCAAAGAGCUCAUUAGUGAUCCCAAGCGAAAAUUUUAUGUUUUCAUUAAUGAACACCACAAAGACACGUUCAUCGAGCGAAAGCCGCGGGAAACUCCAAAUGAUAAAAAUGACAGGGCAAUCAGAGCUGUGGCCAAAUGGUACAAUUCUCACUUGAGUGCGCAAAAACUUGAUAUUAAAGUUAUUUUACUGACUGAUGAUGAGGAUAAUAAGAACAAAGCUGCUGAAGAUGGAAUUCCUGUAUCUACAAUGUACGAUUACGUUAGUUCACUGGAAAAUGCAGGAUUUCUCGUUGACAAACUUAGUCGAAAAGAAUACAUAUUGGAUGGAGAAGGCAGAGCACCUCUUUUUCCCUGUCACUUGCCGCCAGCUCAAAUUCAUGAAGGAAUCAAGAAUGGUAAACUUAUUCAAGGCACAUUCUUGGCAUCAAGAGAAAAUUUUUUGGAAGGAAGUGUCAAUUGUGAAGCAAUGGAAAAAUUUAUUCUUGUGCAAGGAAGAGAAGGGUUAAACAGAGCAAUAGACGGCGAUUUAGUUGCAUUAGAACUAUUGCCAGAAAGUGAGUGGUCGGCCCCGAGUGACAUAAUUCUACAAGAUGAAACGGAAGACGACCCUGGUGACGUUAUAGAUGAUGAAAAAAUACUAGCCGAAGCCAAGCCAGUUGUUGCACAAGAGAAACAACCAACUGGUAAAAUCGUUGGCAUCAUCAGGAGGAAGUGGAGGCAGUAUUGCGGAAUAUUACAACGAAGCGCGCUCAAAGAGAAUACUCGUCACCUUUUUGUGCCAGCAGAAAGAAAGAUCCCCAAAGUCAGAAUAGAAACAAGACAAGCAGAAAGUUUGAGUACUCAACGUAUCAUAGUUGCGAUAGACUCCUGGCCGAGAAAUGCAAGGUAUCCGCUAGGACACUUUGUGCGAGCCUUGGGUACCAUUGGUGACAAGGACACCGAGAACGAAGUAUUACUUUUAGAACACGACGUGCCACAUAGCAGAUUCUCCGAGGAGGUCUCGAGUUUCUUGCCCCAGUUACCUUGGAUUAUCACCGAGGAUGUAAAAUUGGAAGAAAAUCUCGGCCAAUUGGAUUCAAAAAUGUUGGAACUGAAAUUCACGUUGUUUCCAUUAGCGUUGCUGACGUACGCAGACGUGAUAGUCCAUAGACUGCUCGCAGUUUGCGUGGGUGCGGACGCGACGUACCCCGACUUGCUCGACAAAAAGAAGAGUCACGCCCUCUGUCAUAAUCUCAAUUAUCGAAACCGAAUGGCUCAAUACGCCGGUAGAGCUUCUGUAGCCCUCAAUACUCACCUGUUCUUUAGAAAUAAGGUCCAGGAGGAGGAGGGCUACAUAUUGUUUGUUCGCAAAAAUGCCUUGCAAAUUCUUAUACCGAAAUUCGGUCUGGAGGGCAUUUUGUACUUGAGUAAGAAAGGCGAGACGUCGUCCGUGACAUUUGUCUACGACGAGGAAGAGCACACGCAGAGUUGGGGAAACAUCACUUUCCGUUCAUUUGACAAAGUCAUUGUACAGUUGAGCCUCGACAGAUCGAACGUUCAGCACGAAAAAUUGGUGUUCAAGCUCGUAAAGCCAGAGAUUCCAGGUUUUAGUAUUCCUUGUGCCGGGGAAUCGAUGGAGGUGUCCGAGACCAAGGAAGACCCUGCACCUACCGCUACAGAGGAGCCUGAGGAUAAUAUGGCUACCGGUACCAAAAGGAGGACACAGGAUAACGCCGAGGAGCCAAAGUCGUCGACUGACGGUAACAAAGGAAAGAAAAAGAGAAAAAAGAAAUACUGAGCUCAUAGUUUACACACACGAUUACUUGGUAAAUCUGUUUCAUAACGUUUACAUGUGACAUUGUGAUUUCAUGUAUGGGCUUGCUCCAGUGUUGAUCCUUUUUUGAGACAGGGACUACUUUAACGAUCGUUAAUAAAAAUAUCAUAGUAAU